UCUGUGUAUGAAGGUGCUGAUGAAUUGAGGCUGUCAAAUGGAACUGGCCCCUGCUCUGGGAGAGUGGAAGUAAAACACGAGGAGCAGUGGGGAACUGUGUGCGAUGGUGACUGGACCAUGGCAGAUGCUGAGGUUGUUUGUAAGCAACUACAAUGCGGAUCUGCUGUUCGGGCACUUAGUCGAGCUUCUUUUGGAGAAGGAUCUGGACCAACAUGGUUGUAUCGAGUUCACUGCCGUGGUGAUGAAUCUGCUCUCUGGAACUGCUCACACGCAGGGUGGAAUUCUUUUACCUGCCCUCAUUACUUUGAUACUGGAGUGAUCUGCUCAGGUUUCUCUGAGCUAUGUCUGGCUGGAGGGGACAAUGCCUGCUCAGGACAUCUGAAAGUAAAGCAAGAAGAAACUUGGGCUAUGGUCUGUUUUUCACAUAUUGAUUUCAAAGCUGCCUCUGUAGUAUGUAAUGAGUUAGAGUGUGGCCAGGCUGUGGAUAUCUUGGGAGGAUCUCACUUUGAAGACAGACAUGAACUGAUCUGGCAUUUCCAGGAUUUGAGGCUUCACUUGUACCACAAGGCUACUCUCUGUGAAAUGCUCCUAGUGUCAGGAAACACCAAGAACAGGGCUGCUCCACAAGGGUGCCCAGGGGGCAGGUUGGUGAACGGCACCACAUGCUCUGGCAGAGUGGAGAUCCGCCACGGAGACACCUGGGGAAGACUCUGCCGUUCCCACUGGAAUUUGCAAGCUGCCAGCGUUCUCUGUCAUCAACUGAACUGUGGCUAUGCAAAGUCAAUCCAGACAGGAGACCGUUUUGUGGAUGGGAAUGGGCCUGUAUGGAGAGAUGCUUUUCGCUGCGAAGGGACAGAGUCCUGCCUGUGGAAUUGUGCUCAAGUGACUUUGGGCAAUCCAACCUGUUCAGCCAGAGAAGCAGCCACUGUUAUUUGUUCAGGUCUUGCUGAAUCACUCAGACUGUCAGGUGGUGAGAGCCGCUGUGAUGGGCGAGUUGAGAUCUCUCUCCAUGGCAUGUGGAGCAGAGUCCUGGAUGAUGACUGGGACAUUAAGGAUGCUGAUGUGGUAUGCAGACAGCUCCAGUGUGGAACUGCCAAGAAAGCCUAUUACCUCCCAAGGUCUGAGCGAGGCAUGGGUCUUGUGGCCUUAAGAAGUGUCCAGUGUGCUGGAAAUGAGACUCAGCUAAUGCUCUGUAACACCUCCCAUUCUCAUACACUGCCAACGGGAGUUGCUGAAGACGUUGGUGUGAUUUGCUCAGGUAGCAGACAGAUCAGACUGGUGAAUGAAACAAAGCACUGUGCUGGGAGAGUAGAGCUUUAUCAUGAUGGCAGCUGGGGCACCAUCUGCGAUGAUAACUGGGAUCUAUCAGAUGCUAAUGUUGUUUGCAAACAGCUGGGAUGUGGCCAUGCCAUCAAGGCAUUUGUCUCUGCUCAUUAUGGCGAAGGCUCAGGACAGAUCUGGCUGGAUGAUGUGAACUGCACUGGGGCCGAGUCCGAUCUCUGGGCAUGUCCCUCUAGUGCAUGGGGCCAGCACAACUGCCAACACAAAGAGGAUGCUGGAGUCCUGUGCUCAGAGUUCCUGGCUCUGAGACUGGUGAAUGGCAAUGACUGUGCUGGGCGGCUAGAAGUUUUCUACAACGGGACAUGGGGGAGCGUUUGCUCUAACAGCAUGUCUCAACUCACCGCAGUAACUGUGUGCAAACACCUGAACUGCGGAGAUGGUGGAGAAAUCGCAGCAGACUUCAAAUACGGCAGAGGUUCUGGCCCUACAUGGCUGGACCACAUCGAGUGCACUGAGCAACACAGCUCUCUGUGGCAUUGUCAGUCAGACCCCUGGGACCCUCAGUCAUGUGAUAACCGAGCAGAAGAGACACACAUUUCCUGCACUGACAGGGAGAAGUUACGAGUCAUAGGAGGAGAGGAUGGAUGUUCAGGCAGAGUGGAGAUUUGGCACCAAGGUUCUUGGGGAACAGUCUGUGACGAUGCCUGGGAUGUGGCAGACGCUAAUGUUGUGUGCAGGCAGCUGGGCUGUGGAUCUGCUGUGUCUGCUCUGAGUGAAGCUGCCUUUGGGCAAGGGACUGGUCCCAUCUGGUUGGAGAAGGUGCACUGUAAAGGAACAGAGCUGUCUCUUUGGGACUGUCCUGCCAAGCCUUUGCUUGGCAAAAACUGUGAUCACAAGGAAGAUGCCGCUGUGAAUUGCUCUGGUUAG
This is a messenger RNA of Mesitornis unicolor (brown roatelo), 2208 nucleotides long. RefSeq names its product scavenger receptor cysteine-rich type 1 protein M130-like. Gene Ontology annotation, cellular component: membrane. NCBI's taxonomy places the organism in Eukaryota, Metazoa, Chordata, Aves, Mesitornithiformes, Mesitornithidae. The transcript is spliced from 8 exons. The record is from RefSeq and is a predicted model, not a curated record. The annotation marks the transcript as partial.